Molecule: messenger RNA, 1117 nt
Organism: Phalaenopsis equestris
Lineage: Eukaryota; Viridiplantae; Streptophyta; Magnoliopsida; Asparagales; Orchidaceae
Exons: 2
Coding region: 47-802 (251 amino acids)
Biological process (GO): mitochondrial proton-transporting ATP synthase complex assembly
Cellular component (GO): mitochondrial membrane
Source: RefSeq, a predicted model, not a curated record
AAAUCGAAUCGAAGCUCCGAAAGGCGAAAGAGGGUGGAGAAGGAAAAUGGCUGCGGGCCGACCUUCAGUUAACCUAAAUCGCCUCCUUCUUUCCCGGCGGCAAAUUACGAAUCAGUUGCAGGCAGCGGCUGCUAGAACCAUUCUCUCCGAUUUCCACACUUCAAAGUAUGAAACAAGGACCCAAUUUCCCACUUCUUCUCCUUCGACCAGACUCAACAUCUUCCCUCCAUCCAUCCCCUAUCAGAGAAACUUUGCCUCACAACCUUCGCCUACAAGAACCAGAGAAGACGACAACAAGAUCACCAUAGGACCCAAAACCUCAAACAAAGAAGAAACCGAUGUUGUCUACUACGGCCCUAUCUCGUCGACCAUAAAGAAAGUGAAGCUUCUUUCGCUCUCCACCUGCUGCCUCUCUGCGUCCUUAGGCCCUGUCAUCACCUUCAUGACCUCGCCGGACAUGAACGUCAUCGUGAAAGGCGCCGUGGCCAGCACGGUCAUCGUUCUCAGCGCCUCCACCACCGCCGCCCUCCACUGGUUUGUCAGCCCUUAUGUUCAUAAACUCCGAUGGCGGCCCGGUUCUGAUUCCUUUGAGGUUGAAAUGAUGACUUGGUUGGCGACUUAUGUUCCCCGGACAAUCAAGUUCUCCAGUGUCCGGCCACCGGAGACUAAUCGGCCUUUCGUCAGCUUUAGAGCCGACGGAAACUUCUACUUCGUCGACGGCGAGCAUUGUCAUAAUAAGGCGUUGUUGGCACGGCUGACGCCACGGGAACGGGCUCAUGAGUCUGCUUUCAAAAACCUUUGACUCAAAAAACUUCGAGCUCGAAAUAAUGCGUAAGUUUCUUGUUUUGGCCUGAUAUUUUGAUUUUAUACUGAUCACCCGAGACAUUGAUAUCUACGAAUUAAUCACCCAGGUGAAUUUUAGAACUAUCAAACCGAAGUAUUUACGCGUGCCACGAUUAACUUAUUGAGAAUUUUAUAAAAAAUGAUAAGUAUGGGUUGUGAUUUUAUCAUGAAUUUUAAUAUUUGAGUGAGAAUCUGUAAAAUGGAUGAAAGAGGGUGAUUAAUUUGUAAAUAGGAACUGAAUGCUUUUAUGUAGUUUGAGAACUUGAGUUGUUUA